AUGGCGACUCUGCAUGUUCUGUUUGCUUGCAUCUUAGCACUGCUGAUUUGUUCCGCCGCCGCCGCAGAGAGCUAUAAUAAGAAGAAUCAAGUGCCAGCAGUGUUCGUGUUCGGAGACUCGUUGGUUGAUACAGGGAACAACAACUACGUCCACACCAUCGCCAAGGGAAACUUCCCACCUUACGGCCGAGACUUCGCCGGCGGAAGAGCCACCGGCAGGUUCAGCAAUGCCAAAGGAGUCGCCGACUACAUUGCUCAAGUCUUGGGAGUGAAACAACUUUUGCCACCAUAUUUGGAUCCAAGCUUGGACCUCCAAGAACUGCUUACUGGCGUGUGUUUUGCUUCUGCUGGUUCCGGUUACGACCCUCGAACACCCCAAAAAAUGAACGCAAUACCGAUGAUGACUCAACUAAACAUGUUCAAAGAGUACAUAAAGAGGAUCAAUGCAAGCGUUGGCCCAGAAAGAACACAAGAAAUCAUUUCCCAGAGCGCAUACAUCAUCUUCAUGGGCAGCAAUGACCUCACCAACACGUACCCAAACCGUCGACUACCGGUACACCGAAGAAUCCUACACCGAUCUUAUGAUCAGCCUAGCUCUAGACUUCCACAAGUCUAUGCGAACGUACAGAAACUAUAUGAAGCUGGAGCAAGAAGAAUUGGGUUGGUGGAGUUACCUCCGACGGGGUGUGCACCAGCGAUACGAUCCUCGCAGGGUGGACCGAGGAGGGAGUGUUCGGAGAGCCUCAACAGGCGCAUCAGGCUGUUCAACUCCAAGCUGUCUCUGAUGGUUGAUCAGAUGAAUCAAGAGCUUCCAGGAACCAAAGCUGUGAAGUUCGAGCUCUACAAUCAUUUCGUUUCCCUCGCCGAGAAUCCAGCUCCAUACGGGAUUGAAGAGGUUAAAAGAGGGUGCUGUGGCACCGGGAACAUAGAGAGUGGGGUGCUCUGUGUAGUCCCAGGGACCUGCGCUGCUGCUGACAAGUACUUGUUCUUUGACAGCUUCCAUCCGACUGAACUUGCUGCACGAAUUCUCACAUAUCAAACUCUUUCUCCUCCCGAUUUAAGCAAGCUCUUCUGA
Molecule: messenger RNA, 1074 nt
Organism: Linum tenue
Lineage: Eukaryota; Viridiplantae; Streptophyta; Magnoliopsida; Malpighiales; Linaceae
Source: the annotation of a GenBank genome assembly